Folsomia candida is the source of this 1404-nucleotide messenger RNA. RefSeq names its product SEC14-like protein 4. The transcript has 5 exons. Lineage: Eukaryota; Metazoa; Arthropoda; Collembola; Entomobryomorpha; Isotomidae. Gene Ontology annotation, cellular component: cytoplasm. Bases 16 to 1293 code for a protein of 425 amino acids. The record is from RefSeq and is a predicted model, not a curated record.
AGUUCAUUUUGUUUCAUGAAACUGAACAGACUGGAAAUUUCCAGCUCAAGAAUUCAUAAUUUUUCUUUUAAAAAAAUGUCAGCCCCAACAUCCGACGAAUUGCAACUGAUUGAAAUAUUUCGUCGUCGUCUCAUCAACGUGGAAGAUGACCUUCGUGACCGUCGACUCUCCGCGCCACGUCAACUGCUCAGGUGGAUCCGCGCGAGGGAAAAUGACCUCGUGAAGGCGGAGGAAAUGUUGCGAAAUCAUUUAGCUUGGCGAAAACUUCGUGGGAUUGGACCUUCCCUUUUGCAGUGGACGGCUCCACCCAUGCUCACGACGACGUAUUCCGUCAAACUGGUCGGGUUUGAUAAGGAAGGGUCGCCCAUCCUUUUCCUCCCGUUUGGAUCGUGGGAUAUUCGACAAGCUUUAGAAAAAGGACAUAAGGAAGCCAUGGUCAAGUAUAAGGACAAGAUUUUGGAACAGAUUAUGCAACUCAUGCACAUCCACGAGGAUUUGUUCCCGUCAAGUAGUGUGACCCAAUUCAUAGCGGUGUCGGAUUGGGAAGGAUUUUCGUUAAGAUACAUCAUGAAUAAAGAAGUCGUGGAAAUAAUUCUAGACGCGGCUCGCUCAUUCGAAGCCAAUUAUCCCGAAACGUUAAAAUCUGGAUUUAACAUCAACUGUCCGAAAGUAUUUACAGUUCUGUUUAACUUGAUAAAACCUUUUUUAACGGAGCGAACGCUGUCCAAAAUUUCAAUUUUUGACUCAAACUCGUCAAAAUGGAGGCCUCAAUUGGAGAAAGUUGUCGAUUUGGGGUUGCUUCCAGAGAAAUAUGGAGGAUCGAGGGAAAAGAUUGGGAAAAUUAGUCCGACACCAUGGGACCUGCACAACCUCCGCUUGGAAGAAGGUGACCCUACCUUGGAAUCCAUCAUACUUGGAUGCAGGUCAGCCAUCAAGACCUCAUCAAGUUCGGAUAUAAUGCAAGAAGAGGAUUUAACCAAUAUUCGUGUCGCACCCGGAUAUAAGGUUCACAUUCCUGUGAAGGUAGCUCGACUGGGAGAUAGAAUCCGAUGGUAUUUUCGUAUCGAAGAGAAGGACAUUUCUUUCUCCGUGGUACAAUUUCAACCUCCAGAAACCAUGUUGGAACCACGGAAGGAAGUCGUCCCUCCCGUGCGGGUCGAGGGGGAAAGCAGUGGUUCCCAUAUUUGCGAAGCUGUGGGAGACUUUGCUAUUUGUUUUGACAAUUCGUAUUCUACUUUUAAAGCUAAAUUUGUCGAGUAUCGAGUAGCUGUGGAUAACCCGUUUGGAAAAUAAUGAAAAAACUUGAAGAAUUUAAUGGUUUAGUUUUCAUUAAAUAAACUGUUGGAAUUAUAUGUGAAUAAAUUGUCUAAAUUUAAAAUAAACUAUUUUUCUGUGCUGAGCCAA